Molecule: messenger RNA, 1491 nt
Organism: Cydia strobilella
Lineage: Eukaryota; Metazoa; Arthropoda; Insecta; Lepidoptera; Tortricidae
Exons: 1
Coding region: 50-1066 (338 amino acids)
Source: RefSeq, a predicted model, not a curated record
UUUGUUACAGAUCAUGAAACAAUAACAAAUUCUAAUAUAUGAACUCAUCAUGAGCUUGUUUGUUGAUUUGCGCCAAAUCAAAACAUCCGUAUCUAAUCUGUCGGAGAUGGUGGAUAAAAUAUCUACGUCGGUCGGCAAGGAAAAACACAACGACGCUCGCCCCCGACACGACGAUUCCGUGCUCUUCGACGAACGCCCGCCAUACAAGCCUACGUUGGGAUUCGGGGUUCGGUUUUCUCAGAGUCAAGAGGAUGUUUAUAAAAAUAUGCCUUCAUCACGCCUACGUAGUCAUAUGUCACUUCCAAAUUUAGGUAAAGCAAGUGGAGUUUUCGAUAAAACUAACAUGGCUCAUAAGAGUGGCCCUAAAAUACUCGAAUUAGAUGAUAAAGACGUCGAAAAUUCCGCUAAAGACACCAUACAAUCCUUGUCUGAUAAUAUUAGCGAUUGGAUUAUGACCUCCACAUAUAAGAGACCACAUUUUGAUGAUAAUGGAGACACGCAUCCUAUGGACUUUGUAGAGUAUGUAAAGUAUUACAUAUCAGAGCUGAACAUGCCUGAAGAAAAAAAACUCGCUUUUAUUAUAUCAUGCUUCGAAGGUGUACCUCUUAUGUGGGCUCGCUGUUUCAAAUGUGAAUUCAAAGACAUAGACAACUUCUUCAAGGCGUUCGAAGAAGAAUUUUGGGGGGCUGACAGGCAAAAGGCUGCCCUGUAUGAUAUGAAGUUGGGAAAGUAUGACGAGACUAAUCAACAGAUGCCUAUGUCGGAAUAUUUUUUGCAGAAAGUUUCUAGUUACAGACACCUAAAUCCGCCGCCCUCCGAUCUGGAGAUCGUGUACUCAUUGGCAGCUCACUUUCCGUCAGCCGUUGAGCUGGAGUUGCGGUUGUCCCCGAAGCCGACGCUACGUGAAGCUUACAGGAUGCUGAAACGCAGAGAGGGCGAAGCGUCGGACUUCCUUCCGAAUUAUUUGUACGAAAUGUGCGAAGCAUUCCAACGCGGCCAGAGACCGGAGUCGGCGCGUCGCCACGACGCCGGGCUUGUGGCAAACUCGACAGACAAACAUUCCUAGAAAAACGCUGCUUUUUUUUACAUUGUACCACGAUUUUGUUACGUAGGUACUUAUCGUCAUAAACAAUCGAUUCUAAUCCUUUUGUCUGUAAUGGAUGGCUCUGUACUCGAUUCUAUACCAUAUUCAAGUGAAGUAAUUCCCAGAAUUAAAAAAAGAUGUUUACAGAAAUGGGAAUACCAUUUUGGAGAACAAGCUUUAUCAAGGGGUGUUGGAAUCUGGUACAGAACAAUUCAAGAUAGACCCUUGUGGAUACCCUGGUUUGAUUCUGCUAACCUCUCUAGAAAAGUGUUAGUCUCAGCUUUCCGAGUCCGGUCCGGACACAUCCCUACAAACAAAUUUCUGUGCAUGAUGGGUGUUAAAUCGCCACCACUGUGUGCAAACUGUCAGAAGACUGAUGACUUGUCUCACGUGUUGUUGGAAUGCGU